Molecule: messenger RNA, 234 nt
Organism: Aspergillus caelatus
Lineage: Eukaryota; Fungi; Ascomycota; Eurotiomycetes; Eurotiales; Aspergillaceae
Product: DUF2945 domain-containing protein
Exons: 3
Coding region: 1-234 (77 amino acids)
Source: RefSeq, a predicted model, not a curated record
AUGGUCAAAGGCGACGUAAAGGACAAGCACGGCGAUAUUAUCCACGAGGGUGAUUAUGUCUUUACCCGCAUUCGCGGUGGUUCACACCAAGGGGAGGUCGAAAGGAUUGUCAUGGAUGAGCAGGAAGCUGAAGAAGAGGGUGUGAAGAACCCACCGAAGGUCGUAUUCCAUGAUCAGCGCGGCAAGAAAGUCGCUCAUAAUCCAGGAACCCUAGAGAAGAUGGAGCAUGAAUAG